Messenger RNA from Coregonus clupeaformis (lake whitefish), 913 nucleotides. RefSeq names its product myosin regulatory light chain 2, ventricular/cardiac muscle isoform-like. The coding region runs from base 234 to 779 and encodes 181 amino acids. The record is from RefSeq and is a predicted model, not a curated record. Gene Ontology annotation, molecular function: calcium ion binding. Gene Ontology annotation, cellular component: cytoplasm; mitochondrion. The transcript is spliced from 6 exons. NCBI's taxonomy places the organism in Eukaryota, Metazoa, Chordata, Actinopteri, Salmoniformes, Salmonidae.
CUCACUCUCCCUCUCUCUCUCUCCCUCUCUCCCUCUAACAGGCAGGGCCCCCUCGAGAGCCCAAUUAGGGCCGUCUCCCCCACACGCAGAUCUACCCAGGACUCCCCACUUCUCCUCCUCGUCUUUUUUUAAUCAAAUAAGACUCCUCUAGAGGCCAGUCUUCGUUUUAAGGAGACGGCAUUCUGGAUUAAAUUUUAAUUAAGGAAAUAUUAGCCUUUUAGAAGACAUCGGAAAUGAAUGGAAUUGGGAGGGCGAGGGGAAAGCCACCCAGCGAGUCACCCAAAAAGGCAAAGAAGAAGGCAGCAGAGGCCAGCUCCAAUGUGUUCUCCAUGUUUGAGCAAGCCCAGAUCCAGGAGUUCAAGGAGGCUUUCACCAUCAUGGACCAGAACAGAGACGGUUUCAUUGACAAGAGUGACCUGAGGGACACAUUCUGUGCGCUGGGCCGUCUUAACGUGGGUAAUGAUGAGCUGGACGAGAUGCUAAAGAUGGCCCCUGGACCUAUCAACUUCACCAUCUUCCUCUCCAUGUUCGGCGAGAAGCUGAAAGGUACCGACCCCGAGGAGACCAUUAUUAAUGCCUUCAAGAUCUUCGACCCCGAGGGACAGGGAGUCCUCAAGGGAGAGGAUAUCAAAUAUUACAUCAUGUCUCAGGCGGACAAGUUCACCGAAGCUGAGGUUGAAGACAUGUUCACAAACUUCCCCCUGGACGUCGCCGGCAAUCUGGACUACAAGAACCUGUGCUACGUUAUCACCCACGGAGAGGAAAAGGAGUCGGAGUAAAGGAGCCAAUCACAAACUCUCAAUCCCCCAACCAAUCACCUUGGACUGCCCACUACACAUCAUCGCCCUGUACACAUGACUUGUUUCCUUUUCCACAUCUCACUUUCCCCACAAUAAAAACCUAAUAAAAACGA